Molecule: messenger RNA, 1635 nt
Organism: Coccomyxa subellipsoidea C-169
Lineage: Eukaryota; Viridiplantae; Chlorophyta; Trebouxiophyceae; Coccomyxaceae
Product: Mur ligase
Exons: 9
Coding region: 1-1635 (544 amino acids)
Biological process (GO): biosynthetic process
Molecular function (GO): ATP binding; acid-amino acid ligase activity
Source: RefSeq, a predicted model, not a curated record
AUGCCCGCGCAGCCGCGAAAGAAGAGGGCAGCAGGCAUCAUCCUGGAUGGUGAUGUGGACGAGGAUGACGAGGAUUCAGAGGACACAGAAGCAGUUGUGCCCGGCUUAGUGGGAGGCCUGGACCUGGACAAGAUCAUUGACAGCAGCGAGGCCGCUUUGCCUUCCACGUUUGAGGGCUCGUCUGGGAAGACAACAACCUCCUGGCUCAUACGUGGGAUUUUUGAGGAGUGGGGAAAGCUGACGGGCAUGGUGGGCAGCAUAGAGAACGCGCUCUAUGCUGACAAGCUCGACACUGAGGGAGACCUCUGGGCGCCAGAUGAGGCUGACCCUACUCUGGACAGGGAUUGCAGCGCUGCCUUCCAUCUGACUCCCUACCAGGGCAAGUACGAGGCCCCCAACGAGGCACCAGACGGCCUGGAGGUGCAGAAGCUACUGGCUGGCAUGGCCGACAGGGGAGCAGAUGUGGCGGUUGUCGAGUGCAAUCCUGAGGGGCUGGACCAGGGCAGGAUGGACCAUGUGGACCUGAACAUAGCAGUGUUCACCAACCUGGCCACGGACGCGGCGGAGGAUGGAGACUUUGAGGAGCUGUUGGAAGCUCAGGGCGCCAUCUUCAGGCGGCUGACUGACCCAACCACGCAGCGCGCCAUCAUCAAUCUCGAUGACCCUUACGCGGACGACAUCCGUGCAUUUGCCGCGCAAGUGCCGGUGGUGACGUAUGCGAUGUACAACAAGAGUGCGGAUGUGUGGCCGGAGAAGAUGCGCUUCAGCAUGUGGGAGACGGAGAUCAAGGUGCAGACGCCGGUGGGGCCGCUGCUCAUCAUCACGCCCCUCAUCGGCCGCCACAACGUGUACAACAUCCUCGCUGCAGUCGCUGUCGGCCUGGCCGUCACCGUGGACGGCGAUCCCAUCCCACUGAAGACGAUUGUGCAGGGGAUUGAGGCGACAGAGAUUGUGCCGGGCCGCUGCGAGGUGAUCGAUGAGGACCAGCCAUUCGGGUGUGUGGUGGAUGCGGCAGACACGCCGGCGGCGCUGUCGCGUCUGAUGGACGGCCUGCGCGAGUGCCACCCCAAGCGCCUCAUCCUCGUCCUGGGCUGCCCGGGUGAACAGGACCAGGGCAAGCGCCCCUUUAUGGGCGAGAUUGCCCACUACAAGGCUGACUUGGUCAUCAUGACAAAUGACAGCCCGCGGGGGGAGGCGCCGAACGAGAUCAUUGCAGACAUGGUGGCCGGCUACCCGGACAGCAUCCUCAAGCGGAACGCCUCCGUCCCCUACCAGCCUGGCUUCCUGCAGGACCCCGGCCGAGUGGACUACAACGCCCUCGAAUUUUUCUGGCACAACUGCUACGAGUACCGGAGAUAUGUGGUGGAGGACAGGUGGACGGCGAUCCGGUGGGCAAUCGGAUCAGCACAAACGGAUGACUGCGUUGUCAUUGCCGGCAGAGGCCACAAGGACUUUGUGGAGUGGGGCAUCGAUGGCGAGAACUUGCGGGGUUGGUUCGAUGACCGUGUGGAGGCUCGCAACGCUCUGGCCAAGGUGGCCAAGCUGUGGCAGAUCAGCGGCUUUGACCAUGCAGAGCUGCCGUGGAUGGAUGUUGGCGAGCGCGAGGGCCGCAUUUUCAACAAGCUGCUUGUGUGA